GCCCAAGUAAGUAUAUAUUUAUUCACACAGCUAUAUAGUUCUAUAAAACAGUACUCACCGACGACCCUAAAUACAACAAGCACGUGAGCAAAUUUGGAAUACAACGAGCGCGUUUGUGACAAAAUGGCGAGAAACGAAGAGAAGGCACAAUCUACGCUGUCUCGUUUCAGAGCGGCAGUCAAUAGCAUAGCCAACGGACCGGCUGUCACACGACCAUAUCUCGCAACAGAAUGUCACGAUGGCACAGAGUGCGAGAAGUGGCGGAGGCAAAUUCUUAAAGAGAUCAGCAAAAAAGUGUCCCAGAUACAAAACUCUGCUUUGGGCGAGUUUCGCAUACGUGACUUGAACGAUGAGAUUAAUCGUUUACUACGAGAGAAAGGCCACUGGCAAGACCGAAUUGUAGAACUUGGGGGUCCAAACUACUGGAAAAUUGGUAUGUUUCUAAAGUAG
This is a messenger RNA of Sphaeroforma arctica JP610, 450 nucleotides long. RefSeq lists its product as hypothetical. The transcript has 2 exons. The record is from RefSeq and is a predicted model, not a curated record. Lineage: Eukaryota; Ichthyosporea; Ichthyophonida. Gene Ontology annotation, biological process: generation of catalytic spliceosome for second transesterification step; mRNA 3'-splice site recognition. Bases 124 to 450 code for a protein of 108 amino acids. Gene Ontology annotation, cellular component: catalytic step 2 spliceosome; post-spliceosomal complex; Prp19 complex.